AUGGGCCUACUAAGGCAAUUUGCCAGGAAAAAUGAAUUUCCAACCUUUGCCAUCACUCUGCACAGACAAAAAAUACAAUCAUUCAUACUGGUAUUAAUGUUUAUUAAUCUAUAAACGGCAAGUCAACAUUUACAGCCUGAUGUAGUCCCUUCCUUCCGGCGACAUGUCGCUGCUCUGAAAUGACCGUACCGUGCCAGUCCUGUCACGUGUCACUUGUCGCGUAUUGCCAUUUUACCUGUUCAAACAAACGGCGGAACUAUCGCUUGUUGCCAUUUGUCACACACUUCUUACGAAAACAGCCAUGCAGUCCGGACACAUGUUUUCUGGUGCUUUCGCAGUUGAAGAGAAUUCAAUCGGUUGUAAAUGGAAAGAACCUCUCAGGUGCCAUGCGACGUCUGUAUUGAAUAAGAUUGUCUGAAGGAAACAUUUGUGUAUUUCAUAGACAGGAGUUAGUCAACCAAUUUUUCGAGUCGGUACUUCUCUGUAAGUUUCGCGGACACGUACUGUAUCCUGGAGCUGUCUGUAUCUACCGUACGGAGAUAGAUACGCUUCACGGCAAAAUGAUGCUUUUUCAGCACCUGUUGGAAUUCGUUGCUGUGUUGAUACUUUUUCUUCUCACCAACCGAGAGGUUCAGGGGACUAACAAACGCUUUACGUUCGCCUUGGUGUUUCCCGAGGACACGGAGCUGGAAGCUGUGACAAAAGUCGCCGUGGACAACAUAAACUACGGGCCGGGAUCCCUCCCCAACAUCACCUUCAGCUACGAGUACCGCAGCAGCAGCAUAGACGGGAAAUGUGACGCUUUCUACGGCAUGACGUCGUUUUUCAGCAUCUUUCUCGGCCCGUCCCAGACGACGACGGUGGGGUUGAUCGGUGUAAAGUGUGAGGACAUGUGUAAAGUCAUGCCUGAGACCAUGACGCGGCUGAAGAUCCCUUUCAUUUCUCCCUUCUGUUCUACUCCCACCGAACUAUCCGACAAGACCAAGUAUCAAACGUUCGCUCGGACGACAUGGCCGGCCGACAAGACCACGGCCAUAUACACCCAGGUGGUCACGCACUUCGGCUGGACCAAAGUGGCCGUGGUUGCCUCUCAGGAGGUGUCGUGGCAGCUGCUGGCCAGCCACCUGACCAUUCAGCUGCCCGAGAGAGAAAUUCAGCUGAUCAAGCGGAUCAACGUCGAGCCAGGUGCGAGCAGAGACACGAUGAAGACGAAGCUGCGAGAAGCUGCGACACACUCUCAAAUCAUCAUCCUGUGCGUGUCGUCCCUGGUGCACCACGAGGAGAACGGCGGGGACGAGAGGCAGCUGAUGCUGGCGGCGCACGAGCUGGGGAUGACCGACGGAUCGUUCGUCUUCCUCUCCCUGGAGAGGAAACCGAUCACAGACCUGGCCAUCUUAGAGAGAGCAUGGCGGAUGAACGACACAGAAGACGGAAAAGCGCGGGAAGCCUACGCCUCUCUUAUGAGACUGGGCUGGACACUGGCCAUCGGCUGUGACCUUAAGGAGUUCCAAAGAAGGGUCAACGACAAGAUGCCUGUAUCUGAACAUAUCAUUCCCAAGAAAGGAGACGACAACGGGUACAAAACCAUUGAGGACAUAGAGAGGCUGGUAGAGAUGUCUAACCUGUAUAACGCCGUACAGUUACUGUACCAGUCCUUACUGAGAACAUUCGCUCCGGGACUGAUCCACAAUGAUGGCCGGGAAGGGAGGGCUGACGAGGGGUCCGGGAUGCUGCCUGUAAUUCCAGAUGCCUUACCUGAUCCAAAUGAAAUCCAGAUCAGUAAAAACAUGCGCAACAUGAGUUUUAUAGGUUUCUGCAAUGAGACAGUCUACAUGGACGAGGAUGGCGACAGUGUUGGUGACUACGCCCUGUUCCACCACGGCGUUAAACAGGUCCGGAUGAUAGCACAGUACAACAAAACAGCCAGGCAGUUCCACAGUCUCGUGGGCCAGUCCUACCAAAACUGGCCCGGAGGAGUCUGGCCUCCCAAAGACGAGCUGCCCACAGACAGCGGACUCACUAUCGACUCCAGCACCAUCGUGGCGGCCACCACCACGUCCCUGCUGGUGCUCACCCUCGCCGCUUUCGCCGUGUUCUUCAUCAUCAGGAGGAAAAUGGUGAAGAAGGAAGUGUGGCAGAUGAUGUGGAAGAUAAACUACGAGGAGUUGACCUUCAUUGACCCCGGUCGGAACAGGCACGUAAACCGGCGAAAGUACGGGUCCCGGAUGUCCCGCACAUCACGCACGUCCCGCUCCAGUAAGUCGUCCGGCCACACGUACGCUGACCCCUUCUGCUCCUCCUUCUCGAACGACCUGGAGAUGGUCGAGCUGCUGCACGACAAGAAGAAGGUCAACGCCGCGCACCACAAGAAUUCCAUGGUAGCAGUGAAGCAUGUCCCUCCUGAUGAGUUUGAGCUGACUCCAGCUCGUCUUUAUGAGCUUUUCCAGAUGAGUAAGAUUCGCCAUGAAAACCUGACCCCGUUUGUUGGAGCAUGCGUGGACGCGCCCAACAUCUGCACCGUUAUGGAGCUAUGUACAAGAGGGAGCUUACAGGAUAUUUUGCACAACGAUGACAUCAAGUUGAAUUGGAACUUCAAGUCGUCUUUCAUCACAGACAUUGUGAAGGGUAUGGACUUCCUCCACCGCAGUGCGCUAGUGUCGCACGGUGACCUGAAGUCCUCCAACUGUGUUAUCGACUCGCGGUGGAUGCUGAAGAUCACGGACUACGGAGAGAUGUCGGCCGGCUCGGCGGUCCGGGCACGGGCCAGGGGGGAAUAUGCCGCAAUGUUGUGGACAGCUCCUGAACACCUACGGGAGCCUGUGGAAACUGCCAGUAAGAAGGGUACCCAGAAGGGUGACGUGUACAGUUUCGGGAUCAUCCUGCAGGAGAUAUUUGUUCGGGGCGCGCCGUACUGUAUGAUGUCACUCAUGACGCCGCAAGACAUCAUAGAGAGGGUGAAAGCUCGGACGAGUCCAUUGUUCCGCCCGUGGGUGAGGGACGCCAUGGUACCGCGGCAGUACAUCUCACUGAUGGAGCAGAGCUGGGAGGAGGACCCGGAGGCCCGCCCAGAGUUCUCUUUGAUUGACACUGCCAUCGGGCAGCUCAACAAGGGCCAACGCAGUAACAUCGUUGAUCACAUGUUCUCCAUGCUGGAGUCCUACACGAACAACCUGGAGGACCUGGUGCACAGACGGACUGAGGAGCUGCGGGCAGAGAAACACAAAACCGACCUCAUCCUCUACAGGAUGCUUCCAAGGGGAGUUGCUGACAACUUGAAAGCAGGACUGCCUGUGAACGCCGAAGCGUUCGAGACGGUCACCAUCUGCCAUUGCAACGUCAUCAACCUCUCAUCCAUCUGCUCGGAGCUGCAGGCGAUGGAGGUGAUUGACCUGAUGAAUGACCUGUACAACAGUUUUGAUGAGGUGUUUGAGCGCUAUGACGUGAGCCAGCUGGACAGCGUUGCUGAUGCUAGUACGAUGGUAGUGUCCGGCCUCCCUGUCCGGAAUGGAAACAGACAUGCUGGUCAGAUCGCCACCAUGGCCCUGGACCUGGUCAGCACGGUCUGCGGCUUCAGCAGCAGGUUCCUCGGGGACAGGGCCCUGCAGGUCCGCUUGGGGAUGCACACGGGCCCUGUUGUAGCUGGCGUGGUCGGCUUUAACAUGCCGCGUUACUCGGUGUUCGGCGACACUGUCGGCGUCGCACUAACGAUGGAAACAACCGGGGAAGGCAUGAAGAUUCAGGCUAGCGAGGACUGUGCGAAUCUUCUGCUAGGUAUAGGUGGCUUCCGCAUGGUCCAACGUGGUGAUGUUGAUAUCAAGGAAGGGAAGUCCAUCAAAACCUACUGGAUUUAUGGAAAGGAUGGUUUCAACAAGCCCUUACCGGAGGAGAUCGUCCCGGAGUUAGAAUGUUAGCCGUGAGGGCAGUACAGACA
Messenger RNA from Branchiostoma floridae (Florida lancelet), 3931 nucleotides. RefSeq names its product atrial natriuretic peptide receptor 2-like. Bases 561 to 3911 code for a protein of 1116 amino acids. Gene Ontology annotation, biological process: cGMP biosynthetic process; intracellular signal transduction; receptor guanylyl cyclase signaling pathway. The transcript has 22 exons. Gene Ontology annotation, molecular function: guanylate cyclase activity; protein kinase activity; ATP binding. Lineage: Eukaryota; Metazoa; Chordata; Leptocardii; Amphioxiformes; Branchiostomatidae. The record is from RefSeq and is a predicted model, not a curated record.